This is a messenger RNA of Polyodon spathula (Mississippi paddlefish), 3390 nucleotides long. RefSeq names its product rho GTPase-activating protein 39-like. The record is from RefSeq and is a predicted model, not a curated record. Gene Ontology annotation, molecular function: GTPase activator activity; protein binding. Gene Ontology annotation, cellular component: cytoskeleton; cytoplasm. Bases 72 to 3305 code for a protein of 1077 amino acids. The transcript is spliced from 10 exons. Gene Ontology annotation, biological process: signal transduction. Lineage: Eukaryota; Metazoa; Chordata; Actinopteri; Acipenseriformes; Polyodontidae.
GGCUAUUGCCAGCGCAGCUAGACUAGCGAGGAAAACUCUCAUGUAAGUUUUACUCGGACAAUGUGAGGAAAAUGAGUGAGACGAGCUCUGACUGGGUGGAGAUCCUCGAGCCUCGCUCCCGCGAGCGCAUGUUCGUCAACCUGCUGACAGGGGAGUGUGGCUGGGAGCCCCCGGCCAACGUCGCCGUGCGUCAGUCCGACGGCAGCCAGUGGUGGGAGCUGUUUGACCAAAACAACAACCGUUUCUACUACUACAACUCUGCCACGAGGCAGACUGAGUGGCACCGGCCCCAGAACUGCGACGUGGUGCCCCUGGCGCAGCUGCAGGCCAUGAAGCGUAGUUCCGAGUCAGGGCUCGGGCGCCCCAGUGCGCACAGGGGCAGCGGCACCAGCAGCGAGGGCCGCCGCACCCCCCUGCACGGACCCAGCAUUGCUGCCCCCCCAGCGCCCCUGGAGUUGGACUCCACUGGCAGAGAGACCCCCGCCAAGGGCAGAGGAGACAGCCUGGACAGCAGGAAGGAUCACGGGAGGGACUCCUCUCAGAGAUGGCAGCCGACCCCUGGUUCGAAAGCAACUAUGCUGGUGAAAGUGAACAGCAUCGGCAGGAACCAGACAGCAGGCUCGGGUAACAUCCUGCUGCAUCACAACAACAACAACAAUCCAGUGAGCUCCCAACCCAGCAAACCCACAGGGGGAUACAUUCCCCCCACUCAGGCUGACAGAACCCCGCUGCCCAGCAAGAUGCCAUCCUCCCCUGGCGACUCCAAGCAGGCCAGGCAGAUCAAAAAGACUGACAAAGGCAGCUUCUGCUUGGUAAUGUCCAACAGCAACUCUUCCUCUGUGACCUAUGAUACGCCUCAGAGGUCUCAGGCAGGAGGGUCACGACCCGGGUCCCCCAAAUACGCCUCCACAGCACCCAUCUAUGAUGAACCGCCGCUGGAGUCUCCCAUCUACGAUGAGCCACCCAUGGAAAUGGAGGUGGAGGCUGCGCACCUCCAAAACGGGCCUUCCGCCCAGCACUUCACCCCCACCCACAGUCUGCAGAAGCAGCAGCAGCAGCAACAAGCCAAGCUGCUCCAGCACCCAUCUGUGCAACAGCAGUCCAAGCACAAGAGGAACCCCUCGGCAACAGAAUACAGCCCUGCAGGCAGAGAGUGCAUCAAACACAUGGUCAACGUUGAGUCUUCCUCCAAACAGGCUCAGCAGUCGUCAUCCCCAAGCCCCGUUGGAACCUCCGACAGCCUGGCAUCUGCGAAGCUUCAGCCAGCCCAGCAGCAAAAAGACGUGUCGGAGAAGAAGCAGUCCUGGAGGAUCUUGGAGGCCAACGUGUUGAAGAGCAUCGAGGCACGCCACAGCCGGCAGAACAGCCUGGCGUCCCAGGAGUACCCCACCGUCGCCACAGUGACCUAUCAGGACUCUGGCUACUCCACCGGGCCCUCGCCCAGCCUGCGGAGGAAGAACAGGAGGAGACAGAUGGUAGGCGGUGGGCAGGGUCGGCCAGGCUCUGUGGGAAGCAGCGGGGAGCUCAGCGUCCUCAAUGAGAAGCUUAUGGCAGAGAUGCGGGCAGUGGUGGGCCGGUCGGCUACCACUCGGGGAAGCAAGGCCAGCCUGGAGACGGAAAUGUCAGAGAAUUCCAUCCCCCACGACACCAGCCAAGCCCGCUCCCCAUUGGACUCUCUGAAGAAGUAUGGCAGCUGCAUUGGGUCCAGAGACGACAUCACAGCCAGCAACCGCUCCUUGUACCGACCUGGCCAAGGCGCCAGGGCCAGCUGCCACAGCGACGCCUCCGCCCCCACGCCACAGACGGAGGGGCAGGUCCGGCAGAAACGGACUUACGAGAAAGUGGACUCCCUGGAGAAGAGCAUCACCAGUCAGAUCAGCCUGUCCUCCCCUGAACCAACCAGAUCUCCAUCGCAGGCAGGAACACUGGAAUCCAACUCAAAACUGGAGAACGGCCAGAAGGGUAGCAGCACGCUGGGCUCCACUGUAGUGGGUUACCAGUUCCCUUACGCCACGCUGCGCAAACCUCCGACCGAGGCCAGCAUGGCGGACUGGGCCUCCAAGAACCUCAACAUGCACACCCAGGGCAUCUUCCGCCGGAGAGUGUCCAUCGCCAACAUGCUCUCCUGGAACCGGGGCUCCAUCAAGAAGCCCAUGCUGAUCACCAGCGACAGGACUGUGAAGAAGGAGGCCUGCGAGAUGUUCAAGCUGGUGCAGGUCUACAUGGGAGACCGGCAGGCCCGGCUAGAGCGACCCCACGUGGCCCUCAUCAUCGUCACCAAGUGCUGGAGCAUGCAGGCCCUGAGGGACGAGCUCUACAUUCAGCUGGUCAGGCAGACCACGGACAAUCAGUGCCACCGCAGCAUGACUGCCGGCUGGGAGCUCUUGGCUAUCAGCCUGGCCUUCUUCUCACCCUCACCCAAGUUCCGCUGCUACCUGGAGGGCUACAUUCAGAGGCACCUUGACCCGGCAUACAAUAAGAAAAUUACACAAAAUAUCAAGGACCAGUUGGAAACAAAAAAUAAGAAGAACUCAAAAUCAAGAAAAAAGAGAAAACAGAACACGGAAGAAGAGGGUUUGCCGAUCAGCACCUAUGCACAGUACUGCUACCGCAAACUGCAGAAAGUGGCUGUCACGGGAGGCAAAAAGGGUCUGCGGAAGCCCACCAUCGAGGAGAUUGACCACGCCAAGAACGCCAUUGUGACGCCCUCGUUGUUCGGCAGCGCUCUGGAGGAGAUCAUGCAACGGCAGCACCAGCUCUUCCCUGACCGCAAGCUGCCCUGGGCACAGGUCCAGCUCUCCCAGUAUGUGCUGUCGCUUGGGGGAGCCCAGACUGAGGGCAUAUUCAGAGUGCCUGGUGAUAUCGAUGAGGUCAACGCACUGAAGAUACUAGUUGAUCAGUGGAAAAUCCCAGACAAUCUUUCUGAUCCUACCGUCCCAGCAUCCUUGCUGAAGCUGUGGUACAGAGAGCUGGAGGAGCCGCUCAUCCCACAGAGCUUCUACCAGCAGUGUAUCAGCAACUACGAGAACCCCGAGGCUGCCAUUGCCGUGGUGCAGUUCCUGCCUGAGCUCAACCGCCUGGUCCUCUGUUACCUCAUCCACUUCCUGCAGGUUUUCGCACAGCCAGUGAACGUGAGCAAAACCAAGAUGGACGUCAACAACUUGGCAAUGGUGAUGGCGCCAAACUGUCUGCGGUGCCAGUCGGACGAUCCCCGCAUCAUCUUCGAGAACACGCGCAAGGAGAUGUCCUUCCUGCGCAUGCUGAUCGUGCACCUAGACACCAGUUUCAUCGAAGGGAUUGUGUGAACACUGCCUCUGGCACGCUUCUUGACGUCUGUCAAUAUGACCUUUUUCUUUCUUUGUUUUUAUUUUUUAAUCUUCUGUUUGAAAA